AAGCUCACAAGUAUGCUUCUGUCCUUUCAGACAGUCCUCAAAGAGGGCAUGCUGACCAAACAGAACAACUCGUUCCAGCGGUCCAAGAGGAGAUACUUCAAGCUUCGAGGGCGAACACUGUACUACGCCAAAACUGCAAAGUCGAUCAUAUUUGAUGAAGUGGACCUGACGGAUGCCAGUGUGGCAGAAUCUAGCACCAAAAAUGUCAACAACAGCUUCACAGUCAUCACUCCCUGUAGGAAGCUCAUCCUGUGUGCUGAUAACAGGAAGGAGAUGGAAGAUUGGAUCGCAGCUCUCAAGACUGUCCAGAACAGGGAGCAUUUUGAGCCUACUCAAUACAGUAUGGACCAUUUCUCAGGGAUGCACAACUGGUAUGCCUGUUCCCACGCACGACCGACCUAUUGCAACGUGUGUCGUGAGGCUCUGUCUGGGGUCACAUCUCAUGGGCUAUCGUGUGAAGUGUGUAAGUUUAAGGCUCACAAACGAUGUGCUGUGCGCGCAACCAAUAACUGCAAGUGGACCACGCUGGCCUCUAUUGGGAAGGACAUCAUUGAGGACGAGGACGGGAUUGCCAUGCCCCACCAGUGGCUGGAAGGAAACCUGCCUGUGAGUGCCAAGUGCACUGUGUGUGACAAGACCUGUGGCAGUGUGCUGCGCCUGCAGGACUGGCGCUGCCUGUGGUGCAAGGCCAUGGUUCACACAUUGUGUAAAGAGUCCUUGGUGACAAAGUGCCCGCUUGGCCUGUGCAAGGUGUCUGUCAUCCCUCCCACAGCACUCAACAGCAUUGACUCUGAUGGGUUCUGGAAAGCCACUUGUCCCCCAUCUUGCACAAGCCCACUGCUGGUCUUCGUCAACUCCAAAAGUGGGGACAAUCAGGGUGUGAAGUUCCUCAGAAGAUUCAAGCAGCUGCUGAACCCCGCCCAGGUCUUUGACCUCAUGAAUGGAGGACCACACCUCGGCUUACGGUUAUUCCAGAAGUUUGACACCUUCCGGAUUCUGGUUUGUGGCGGGGAUGGCAGUGUUGGCUGGGUCCUCUCUGAAAUCGACAGCCUCAACCUUCACAAACAGUGUCAGCUGGGCGUGCUGCCCCUUGGGACAGGAAAUGACUUGGCCCGUGUGCUUGGCUGGGGCUCUGCCUGUGAUGAUGACACCCAGCUCCCACAGAUCUUGGCAAAGCUGGAGAGAGCCAGCACUAAGAUGCUGGAUAGGUGGAGUGUCAUGGCAUACGAGACUAAGCUCCCUCGGCAGGCCUCCUCCUCUACUGUCACUGAGGACUUCAGUGAGGAUUCUGAGGUGCAGCAAAUUCUCUUCUAUGAAGAUUCAGUUGCAGCCCAUCUUUCUAAAAUCCUGACCUCGGACCAGCACUCAGUGGUGAUCUCAUCAGCCAAAGUGCUCUGUGAGACAGUAAAGGACUUUGUGGCUCGGGUGGGCAAGGCCUAUGAGAAGACGACAGAGAGCUCACGGGAGUCGGAGGUCAUGGCCAAGAAGUGCUCUGUCUUGAAAGAGAAGCUGGACUCGCUCCUCAAGACCUUGGAUGACGAGUCUCAGGCUUCAUCCUCUCUGCCCAACCCACCUCCCACCAUUGCUGAGGAGGGUGAGGACGGGGACGGGUCAGGCAACAUCUGUAGCUCUGCCGGGGACCGCCUGGUAGGCUCGGCAUGCCCCUCUCGGCCACAGAUCUUCCGACCUCGGGAGCAACUCAUGCUGAGAGCAAACAGCCUGAAGAAAGCAAUUCGUCAGAUCAUAGAACACACAGAGAAAGCUGUAGAUGAGCAGAACGCCCAGACUCAGGAGCAGCAGGGCUUCAUCUUGGGCCUCUCCGAGUCUGAGAAGAAGGAGCUGAAGACCGACAAUAGGAUGUGCCCACCACCUGCCCACAGUGAGAGCUGUGUGGUUGCCAAGGGGAGGAGCCACCGCAAAGCGUCUAGAGCCCCUUGUGAAAAGCUGAUGAACAAAGGUCUGGUUCUUGGCAGCUCUGCCUCCCUCCCUCCCCAGACUGGAAGCCGGGAUGGGCUGCCUGCUCUGAACACCAAGAUCCUAUAUCCAAGUGUUCGGGCAGGGAUGUCUGGUUCCUUGCCUGGGGGCUCAGUCAUUAGCCGCUUGCUAAUUAAUGCCGAUCCUUUUAAUGCUGAACCGGAAAACCUAGAGUACUACACAGAGAAGUGUGUUAUGAACAACUAUUUUGGCAUCGGCCUGGAUGCAAAGAUAUCCCUGGACUUCAACAACAAGCGUGACGAGCACCCGGAGAAGUGUAGGAGUCGGACCAAGAACAUGAUGUGGUACGGUGUCCUGGGCACCAAAGAGCUGUUGCAUAGAACCUACAGGAACCUGGAGCAGAAGGUCCUGCUGGAGUGUGAUGGGCGCCCGAUUCCCCUCCCCAGUCUUCAGGGAAUUGCUGUCCUCAACAUUCCCAGCUAUGCCGGAGGGACCAACUUCUGGGGUGGCACCAAAGAGGAUGAUACUUUUGCAGCUCCGUCAUUUGAUGAUAAGAUUCUGGAGGUGGUCGCUGUGUUUGGCAGCAUGCAGAUGGCUGUGUCCCGUGUUAUUAAGCUGCAGCAUCAUCGAAUCGCCCAGUGUCGUACAGUGAAGAUCUCCAUCCUGGGGGAUGAGGGUGUACCUGUGCAGGUGGAUGGAGAGGCCUGGAUCCAGCCACCAGGGUAUAUUCGGAUUAUCCAUAAGAACCGGGCACAGACGCUAACCAGAGACAGAGCCUUUGAGAACACCUUAAAGUCCUGGGAGGACAAGCAGAAGUGUGAGCUGUCCCGCCCACCGUCAUUCUCCAUGCACCCUGAAAUCCUGUCUGAGGAGGAAGCUACUCAGCUGGACCAGUUUGGGCAGGCUGCAGGGGUCCUCAUUCACAGCAUUCGGGAAAUAGCUCAGUCCCACCGAGACAUGGAGCAAGAGCUCGCACACGCCGUCAAUGCCAGCUCCAAAGCCAUGGAACGCGUGUACGGCAGACUCAGGACCACAGAGGGGCUGAACUGCAGCUUUGUCCUGGAAGUGGUGAAUAACGUCAGAGCACUGCGUAGUGAGACAGAGUUGCUGCUGGCUGGGAAGAUGGCCCUGCAGCUGGAUCCCCCUCAGAAGGAGAGGCUUGGUGCCGCCCUAGCUGAGAUGGACAGGCAGCUCAGGAAGCUGAUGGACACUCCCUGGCUCUGUCAGCCUGUGGAGCCUGGCGACGAAGAGAAUGUGAUGCUGGAUCUUUCUAAACGCAGCCGCAGUGGUAAAUUCCGCCUCGUGACCAAGUUUAAAAAGGAGAAAAACAAUAAGAACAAAGAAGCUCACAGUAGCCUGGGAGCCCCGGUUCACCUCUGGGGGACAGAGGAGGUUGCUGCCUGGCUGGAGCACCUCAGUCUCUGUGAGUAUAAGGACAUCUUCACGCGGCACGACAUCCGGGGCUCUGAGCUCCUGCAUCUGGAGCGGAGGGACCUCAAGGACCUCGGCGUGACCAAAGUGGGCCACAUGAAGAGGAUCUUGUGUGGGAUCAAGGAGUUGAGCCGGAGCUCCCCUGCCGCAGAGGUCUAGCCUCUGCCUUCUCAGCCUGUGUCCUCCGCUCCUGCGACUGAGGCCAGGGAGGACAGUGCCGCCCCUCGGCCCCCGGCCUUCCUCAUGGUGCUAUUCCCUCUGUGACAGGAGGCCUGAUGCCGCUGGUAACAGCUUUAUCUGGAACACACCAACACAGCUACCUUUGAGACAAUACCUUUCCCAGCUGGAGUCAUUGGGAUAGACGCUGAGGCCCACUUUGGGCUCUCACUGACCUGCUUUGUGGGCCAUAGGCAAAUGUGGUAAAGCCUGACCUGCUGGCACCUGGCACUCCUCAUGGAAACUUUCUACCCGGGCCACAUGCUCAGAUUGGUCUGAGGGCCCUUCACCAUGUGUCCUUCAUUGGAUACACCGGGCAGUACUGUCCCUGCCCCUGACGGCUCAGAAGCAGGGUUGGGCCGCUCAUCAUGGUCCACCAGAAUGUUCUCCGUGCCUGAUAGCCGCUCUCUGGUUCACAGCAGCCCCGCAGAGGCCACGCCCUGCUAUCGUCCGUUUUAUUCAUGAGCUUUUUUUUGAAAACAAGUCAUGCGCUUUCCUGGUUUGAAAGUGGCACAGGUGUGUUUCUAGGCUUGUCAUCUAGUCGGAAGAAAAAAGGCACGCCGUCCUGCCUAGGCCUGCCAGGUCUGCCAGGACUUCUUGUCCCAUCUGCUCCAGGGCCGCUGGCCCUCUUCCUGUGUCCUGAGGAUGGCUCCUCAGACGUAUGGGCCUCUGGAGGACACUGCUACCGCUCCGUGGCCUCACCUGAGGCAUAUGAGGACGUGGGUUCACACCAGUUCAGUAUUUCCAUGGAGAUAACCCUUGGGUACUGGGAAGCUACAUAUUCUGUGAGAGAACGACUUGGUUCCUAGGAGCGCCUCCCUGGGUGGCAGGUCACCUUGUGUCCUUGGGUGGCUGGGAGUCUGGGCCUGUGCUAGUUUCUUCUCUUCUGCCGUCAGGCCUGCUGUCUCUGGAGGGGUCUGUGAGGACUGGUUCAGUGGCUCAUGUUCCUGCUGUGGUCUUGCUUCAGACUCCAGCCCCAGCCCCUGGGCAGGACUGGCCCUGAAACAGUGGACAGCACUGUUGGCAGAAGCUCCUCAGGCCCAGGCUGCAUCCCGUGGCAGUCCACAGAUGGCACCCCUGGUCCUCACUGCCACUGACUGCCCUUUACCAGCAAGUGGUUGUCCCUGGGGACUUGUAAUAGCAGCUGGAAAGGGCCUUCUGUAACGCAGCUACGGCUCCUCACUCCCCGAGGACAGUGGUGUGUGCUUUUGCCAGGACUGCCUCAUCUGAUGUGAAGCUCCGGGUGUGGGUAGUCUACAGUACCCCCAGCUGGGCGGGGUUUGGGUUACAGUGGCCUGCUGCUUGCCCUACACUCCUUGGUCGUCCCCCUCACUGGCCUGUAGAGAACUGCUGUCUCAGCUGGUUGCACUCCGCCUCAGACCUAGUGUUUCACGGGAGUGGCUGUCUGUGUGUGUGAGAUCAGCUGGUGGUAAGAUGUGGGCUGAAGCCUCUCCUGUUGUGUCUUUGGACUUGGCUGCUUCACUGGAAAACAGCACUGCGUAUAGAAAUGGUUGUCACUUUUCUACCUGGGGCUGUUUCUCACUGAGCAGUCAUUUGAGACAGAAGAAGGUGGAGGGAGGGGUCAUCUAGCCACAGAAGUCACUAGGUUCCUAAAGUGGGAAAGGCAAACUGCGAGGGCAGAGCCUGUGCCUGGGACGGGACGGUCCGCUCAGAACGGCUGAACCUCACAUGAGGGAGCCCAGGGAAGAACAGCUGAUGUUGGCGCUGGGCCACCCCACGUUCUCAAAGCAUUGGGUCUGGGUAAGGAAGUUGGAGGUCAGUGGUGUCUGUUUACAUGGUCACAGGAAGUGGGGGACCAGUCUGAGUGCGGGGGACCUGCCAGGCAGCCACGGGCUUGCACUCCACAGGUGUGCCCUGGCCAUCGCCAUCUGCCCCAAGUCCCCCUGCAGCUGUUCUUCAGUCCUGGAUGCUCACGGUCCUGUCUGCAGAUGGAGAGGAGGAUACCCGAGCAACUGGAGGAAGGUUUUGUGCCUGCAGGUGGGGCUACCCUCAUAUUUAUAACCCUAAUUUAUACGGUGACCACCUGGAAGCAGAUGCCUCUUGUAUGUUAUGUACAUAGUCUACAUCAGAGUUGUAAAUAAGUCCUGCUGUGUAUAAAUAAAACAAGCCUGUUUGUUUUUGAACUUGA
Nannospalax galili (Upper Galilee mountains blind mole rat) is the source of this 5731-nucleotide messenger RNA. It is a transcript of the gene Dgkd, whose product is annotated as diacylglycerol kinase delta. The transcript has 29 exons. Lineage: Eukaryota; Metazoa; Chordata; Mammalia; Rodentia; Spalacidae. Gene Ontology annotation, biological process: diacylglycerol metabolic process; intracellular signal transduction; lipid phosphorylation. The record is from RefSeq and is a predicted model, not a curated record. Gene Ontology annotation, molecular function: ATP-dependent diacylglycerol kinase activity; protein homodimerization activity; protein heterodimerization activity. Bases 13 to 3525 code for a protein of 1170 amino acids.